GGCGAGAUAGCGGCGCGGGAGCGGCCCGACUGACUGCUUUGCACGGAUGAUGAACUUUUCCUUACGUUUGAGAAGACCAUCCUGGAUGGUGGAUAGUAAAAGAAUGGGGAUGACCACAGAUUUCCAGUGGCUCUUAUUAACAUGUAUUCUCCUAUACUUAAUGAACCAAGUAAAUAGCCAGAAAAGGGGGGCUCCUCGUGAUUUGAAGUGUAUAACUAACAAUUUGCAAGUGUGGGACUGUUCUUGGAAAGCACCCUCUGGAGCAGGCCAUGGUACUGUUUAUGAAGUUUGCAUCGAAAACAGGUCUCAUUCUUGUUAUCAAUCAGAGAAAACAAAUACUCAAAUCCCUGCUCUUUUACCUGGUGAUCAUGAAAUAACAAUAAACCGUCUGUAUGAUUUUGGAAAUCUUAUAAGUAAAUUCACACUAAAUGAAAAAAAUGUCUCCUUAAUUCCAGACACUCCAGAGAUCUUGAAUUUGUCUGCUGAUUUCUCAACUUCCACAUUACACCUAAAGUGGAAUGACAGAGGCUCUGUUUUUCCAUAUCAUUUAAAUGUCAUCUGGGAAAUUAAAAUUCUACGUAAAGAAAAUAUGGAAAUUGUAAAAUUAGUGACCCACAACACAACUGUGAAUGGGAAAGAUACAGUUCAUCACUGGAGUUGGACCUCAGACAUGCCCUUGGAGUGCGCCACUCAUUCUGUGGGAAUUAGAUGCUAUGUUGACGAUCCUCAUUUCUCUGGUCACACAGAGUGGAGUGACUGGAGCCCACUGAAGAAUGUUUCUUGGUCACCUGAUUCUCAGACUAAGGUUUUUCCUCAAGACAAAGUGAUACUUGUAGGCUCAGAUAUAACAUUUUGUUGUGUGACUCAAGAAAAAGUGUUAUCAGCACAGAUUGGCCAAACAAAUUGUCCCCUUAUCCAUCUUGAUGGGGAAAAUGUGGCAAUCAAGAUCCAUAAUAUUUCUGUUUCUGCAAAUAGCGGAACAAAUGUGGUUUUCACAACAGAAGAUAACAUAUUUGGGACAGUUAUUUUCGCAGGAUAUCCACCUGAUAUUCCUCAAAAACUGAACUGUGAGACCUGUGAUUUAAAAGAGAUUGUCUGUACUUGGAAUCCAGGAAGACCAACUGCAUUGGUGGGCCCACGCAAUACAAGUUACACUUUAUUUGAAAGUUUUUCAGGGAAAUAUGUUAGAUUUAAAAGAGUUGAAGCACCAACAAACGAAAGCUAUCAGUUAUUCUUUCAAAUGCGUCCAAAUCAAGAAAUAUAUAAUUUUACUUUGAAUGCUCGCAAUCCUCUGGGUCGAUCAGAAUCAACUAUUUUAGUUAACAUAACUGAAAAAGUCUAUCCUCGAAUUCCUACUUCAAUCAGAGUAAAGGAUAUUAAUUCAACCGCUGUUACACUUUCCUGGCAUUUACCAGGCAACUUUGGAAAGAUUAAACUUUUAUGUCAAAUUGAAAUUAACACAACUAACUCAGUCCAAGAAUUGCGGAAUGUCACAAUCAAAGGAGUAGAAAAUUCAAGUUAUCUUGUGGCUGUGGACAAGUUAAAUCCAUAUACUAUAUAUACUUUUCGGAUUCGCUGUUCUACUGAAACUUUCUGGAAAUGGAGCAAAUGGAGCAAUGAAAAAAAAUAUUUAACCACAGAAGCCAUUCCUUCAAAGGGGCCAGAUACGUGGAGAGAAUGGAGUUCUGAUGGAAAAAAUUUAAUAAUCUAUUGGAAGCCUUUACCCAUUAAUGAAGCGAAUGGGAAAAUACUUUCCUAUAAUGUAUCAUGUUCACUCGAUGAGGAGACACAGUCCCUUUCUGAGAUCCCUGAUCCUCAACACAAGGCAGAACUACAACUUGAUAAAAAUGACUACAUCAUCAGUGUGGUGGCAAAAAAUUCUGUUGGCUCGUCGCCACCUUCUAAAAUAGCUAGUAUGGAAAUUCCAAACGAUGAUCUCAAAGUGGAGCAGGCUGUCGGAAUGGGAAAUGGAAUUCUCCUCACUUGGAAUUACGAUCCCAAUAUGACCUGUGACUAUGUUAUUAAAUGGUGUAACUCAUCUCGGUCUGAACCCUGCCUUAUGGACUGGAAAAAAGUCCCUUCAAACAGCACUGAAGCUGUAAUAGAAUCUGAUCAGUUUCGACCAGGUGUAAGAUACAAUUUUUUUCUGUAUGGGUGUAGAAAUCAAGGAUAUCAGUUACUACGUUCUAUAAUUGGAUAUAUAGAAGAACUGGCUCCGAUUGUUGCGCCGAAUUUUACUGUUGAGGAUACAUCUGCAGAUUCCAUAUUAGUAAAAUGGGAAGAUAUUCCUGUGGAAGAGCUCAGAGGCUUUUUAAGAGGAUAUUUAUUUUAUUUUGAAAAAGGAGAGAGAGACACAUCUAAAAUAAGGGGUUUGGAAUCAGGUCGGUCCGACAUAAAGGUUAAGAAUAUUACUGACCUAUCCCAGAAGACACUGAGAAUUGCUGAUCUUCAGGGUAAAACAAGUUACCAUCUGGUCUUGCGAGCCUACACGGAUGGUGGCAUGGGCCCAGAGAAGAGCAUGUUUGUGGUGACGAAGGAAAACUCUGUGGGAUUAAUUAUUGCCAUUCUCAUACCAGUGGCAGUGGCUGUCAUUGUGGGAGUGGUGACGAGUAUCCUUUGCUACCGGAAACGAGAAUGGAUUAAAGAAACCUUCUACCCUGAUAUUCCAAAUCCAGAAAAUUGUAAAGCUCUACAGUUUCAAAAGAGUGUCUGUGAGGGAAACAGUCCUCUCAAAACAUUGGAAAUGAAUCCUUGUACCCCAAAUAAUGUUGAGGUUCUGGAAACUAGAUCAACAGUUCCGAAAAUAGAAGACACAGAAAUAAUGUCUCCGGUAGCUGAGCGGCCAGAAGAAAGCUCUGAUGCAGAACCCGAGAACCACGUGGUCGUGUCCUACUGCCCCCCUGUCAUUGAGGAAGAAACGCCGACCCCGGGCGCCGAUGAAGCCGGAGGGACCUCUCAGGUUGUUUACAUUGAUAUCCAGUCUAUGUACCAGCCCCAAGCGAAGCCAGAGGAAGACCAAGACAAUGACCCUGUCGGGGGGGCUGGCUAUAAGCCACAAAUGCACCUCCCCGUCCCUGCUGCUGUGGGAGACCUCGCGGCGGAGGACGACUUAGACAAAACUGCAGGUUACAGACCCCAGGCCAAUGUAAAUACUUGGAGCUUAGUAUCUCCAGACUCUCCCAGGUCCACAGACAGCAACAGUGAAACUGUCUCUUUUGGAAGUCCCUGCUCCAUUAACUCCCGACAAUUUUUGAUUCCUCCUAAAGAUGAGGACUCUCCGAAAUCGAAUGGGGGAGGGUGGUCCUUUACAAACUUUUUUCAGAACAAACCCAACGACUAACAGAGUCACCGUGUCACUUCAGUCUGCCAUCUCAGCAAGCUCUCCGUUCUGGCGUUCCCGGGCCAGCACUGGGCAUCUUGGAGGGAUCCUGUGAAGUAUUGUUAGCGAGGGGGACCUCACUGCGUGCAAGGCACACUCCAAGUGUUCCUGUGCACCUAAUGUAGUCUCACAGCCAAAGUCGAGUAACUCAGAAAUUCAGUCCAUGCCACUCAAGUCUUGGAGUGAUCCGUGACUGGAGCCAAAGAAUUCUCACAUGCUCUACCUUCAGGAAGCCCUUUGUGGCUAAUCCUGUCUGGUCCACACAUGCAAAACAAGUCCCCCAGCCGCGUGUUCUGUUCUGCUAGUGGUUUUCUCAUACGGAUGCUUUAUGGAAUCGCAAGCCGAUUUACAGGCACAGGAGAAAAAUGUCAGAGUAACAGAUGAUGGUUAUUUGCCUGACCCUUGCUCCAUUCUAGACGAAAACCAAGCACAGAUUUCAGAACUUUCAACAUUAGUCUCCUCUGUCCACAGCACUUACAAAAAAUUAAUAUAAUUUCUAACGUAGUGACAGCUAUUUAGUGUUUUGUUUGAUAAAGUAUGCUGAUUUCCGUGCCUACUGUAUAAUGGUUAUCAAACAGUUUUCUCAGGGGUACAAACUUUGAAAAUGAGCGUGACACUGACCAGCCCAAAUUAGAAUCAUGUUGUCUUGCUUUGG
Neomonachus schauinslandi (Hawaiian monk seal) is the source of this 4034-nucleotide messenger RNA. It is a transcript of the gene LIFR, whose product is annotated as LIF receptor subunit alpha. The transcript is spliced from 20 exons. Gene Ontology annotation, molecular function: ciliary neurotrophic factor receptor binding; oncostatin-M receptor activity; cytokine binding. Gene Ontology annotation, cellular component: signaling receptor complex; membrane; external side of plasma membrane. The coding region runs from base 47 to 3340 and encodes 1097 amino acids. The record is from RefSeq and is a predicted model, not a curated record. Gene Ontology annotation, biological process: positive regulation of cell population proliferation; cytokine-mediated signaling pathway. Lineage: Eukaryota; Metazoa; Chordata; Mammalia; Carnivora; Phocidae.